AUGUUUUUUAUUUUAAUUGUAUUAGUGUGUCUUAUAACAUGUUUAUUAUUGAUUGAUGACUUCCUGAAGAAAUGUGGGUCUCGCUGGAAAAGGUUUGCCGAAUUUCCUGGCGACACACCUUUACCCAUAAUUGGAAAUACCUUUCAAGUCGGUUUCGAUGCUGAUGAGGCAACUGAAAAAUUCAUGGGCAUGUGGGAGAGGUAUGGCAAGCAAAAUUUCCGCGUUGUUAUUGGAGCCCAACAAUGGGUAAUGGUUUCCGAUCCCGAUGACAUUAAGACCUUACUCAACGAUAGCUAUGAACUGGGCAAACCAUUAGAAAGAAAUGCUGCUAUAACUCCGUUCUUUGGCAACUCUGUAUCAACUUCUGAAGGUGAAAGAUGGAAGUUUGUUCGAAGAUUGGUGACGCCAUGUUUUCACCUGAAGAACAUAGAACGGGCUAUAGAUGAUGUUAAUAAACACCAAGAGCUCUUUGAUAUCUUAGACACAUUUGAAGGCAAAGGACCUGUGAAUGUGUACUAUUAUUUAAGACCCUACAUGCUCGAUAUACUAAAAACUAGUCUUUUUGGAGUUGACAGUCAUUUUCUUAAAGACCCCGACCAUCCUUAUGUAGUAGCGGUUGCAAAAUGGACUUCCAUAUACGCAGAAAUGCAGGACAUAAUAAAGACGAUAACAAAAGAAAGUACACAUAUGAUUGCAGAUAGAAGAAAAAAAUUAGACACAAUGCUUCAAGAAUUUAAAAAUAAUAAUAAAAAUGUUGAUAUAAGUGACGAUACUUUCAUUGAAAAUAAACUUUCGGAGGGAUAUUUGUUAGACAGACUUCUACUGACCAAGACACCUAGCGGUGAAAUAUUAAACGAUGAUAUCAUUAAUGAAGAAAUAAGGCUGAUGUUAUUUACUGGACAUUAUACUACAUCAAUGACAUUAAGUCAUACAAUGUAUCUCUUAGCAAAACAUCCGGAAGUACAACAGAAAGUUCUUGAAGAACAGGAAUCGAUAUUAGGAAAAGAUUUAAACAAUAAAGCAACAAUGCAAGAAUUAAACCAAAUGAGAUACCUUGAAUCGGUAAUUAAGGAAUGCAUGCGCACUAUUCCAACAGUUUCAAGAGUUGGAAGGUACCUUAAAAAAGACAUGGCUUUUCAAGAUGGAAAAGUCGCACCUGCGGGAACAACAGCGAUAAUUUUCAUUGACGCUUUGUCAAGAAAUCCAAAAGCUUUCGAAGAACCAGAAAAGUUUAAACCCGAGCGAUUUUCGGAGUCAGUGCAUCCGUUUGCUUUUAUACCUUUUAGUGCUGGUCCGAGAAACUGCGUAGCUUUCCGAUAUGCCUGGCUGGUAAUGAAGGUGUCAUUAUCUAACAUUAUAAGAAGAUACGAGAUUCUCCCCGGUGGUCCCGGUACAGAGCCAAAAUUCGCAUUUCGCGUAAUAACAGAGUCCACAAAUGGAAUGAAGCUUCAUUUAAAGAGGCGAUAUGUGUCGGAGACA
Messenger RNA from Brenthis ino (lesser marbled fritillary), 1479 nucleotides. Lineage: Eukaryota; Metazoa; Arthropoda; Insecta; Lepidoptera; Nymphalidae. The record is from the annotation of a GenBank genome assembly.